Bufo bufo (common toad) is the source of this 1873-nucleotide messenger RNA. RefSeq names its product fatty acyl-CoA hydrolase precursor, medium chain-like. The coding region runs from base 91 to 1767 and encodes 558 amino acids. Lineage: Eukaryota; Metazoa; Chordata; Amphibia; Anura; Bufonidae. The record is from RefSeq and is a predicted model, not a curated record. The transcript has 13 exons.
AUGUAUUAUCAGAGAGCUCAGAUGUCCUCCUGCAACCAAGGACUCUGACCUGGAAGAACAGUAUCCACUGGAGACCGCAGCACACAGGACAUGGCGAUUCUGCCGCACAUUCUGCUCCUCAGCCUCUUCAUUCUCACAGUGAUCGCAACAGGUCAGAAUGAUAAAAAGCUGUUAGUGACCACGAAAUAUGGACAACUACGGGGCGUUACGGUGCCAGUAAAGGAAACAUCUAGAAUUAUAGAUGCAUUUUUUGGAGUCCCUUUUGCAAAACCUCCAGUUGGACCACUGAGAUUUGCCAACCCGGAACCUCCUGAGCCCUGGAGCUCUGUUAGAGACGCCUCCGAGUUUCCCCCAAUGUGUUUACAAAUCAAAGACAUCAUGGAUGACAUAGCAAAAUACUACCAAUCCUCCUUUAAGAUGCCCCGCACCUCGGAGGACUGCCUGUACCUGAAUGUGUUUACUCCAGCCGACAGAGACAAGAAAUCCAAAUUACCUGUCAUGGUCUUCAUACAUGGUGGAGGGCUGCUGUUUGGGGCGGCAAGUAUACAUGAUGGCUCUGCUCUUAGCGCCUACGAGAACGUAGUGGUUGCGUCCAUACAGUACAGGCUGGGGAUCCUAGGAUUCUUCAGUACUGGAGAUGAGCAAUUACCUGGUAAUUAUGGGCUUCUAGACCAAGUUGCCGCCCUACGAUGGGUACAGGAAAACAUUGCAGACUUUGGUGGUGACCCCACAUCUGUCACUAUAUUUGGUGAAUCUGCCGGUGCGAUCAGCGUCUCCUCUCUUGUUCUCUCCCCUUUAGCCAAAGGUCUGUUCCACCGCGCCAUCGCAGAGAGCGGAGCUGUAACAAUGCCUAACUUAGUGGUCAGCAACUCUGAAGAACUCCUCUACUACCAGAAUAUAGUAGCGAAGACAUCAGGCUGUGAUCUCUACUCUAUAGCCGACUGUCUAAAGAAGAAAUCAGAGGAGGAGCUUAUCGCUAUUGUCAAAGAAAUGGGCAUUCUGUUUCUUCCUGCCUGUGUGGAUGGGGUUUUUCUACCUAAACCAGUAAAGGGGAUAAUGGCUGACAAGGAAGGAAACAAGGUCCCACUUCUCAUUGGAUUCAAUAACCACGAGUUUGGUUGGGAAGCAUUACAGAUGGUGAAUAUCACAGGGAUAACAGAAGGAAUGACGCGGGAGACUAUGAUGCUGAAGCUCCAAACUCAUAUACUGGGUCUAAGUCCUGAUGUCAUCCCUCUCGCCACUGACGAGUAUCUUGGCGACACCACUGAUCCACUGGAGAUUCGUGAUCGCUUCCUGGACUUGUGUGGCGAUGUAUUGUUCGCUAUACCAGCAUUUAAGAUUGCAAAAUACCAUCGAGAUAUGGGGCUCCCCGUCUACGUCUAUGAGUUCCAGCACCCAACAUCCUUGCUGGCUCAUGUCAGACCAGACUAUGUGAAGGCCGAUCAUGGCGAUGAGCUCGUCUUUGUGUUUGGAGGACCCUUCCUGAGGGACAGUGUCAUUUUUGCUGGACCUGCCACCCCUGAAGAGAAAGUCCUGACGAGGAAGGUUAUGAAAUACUGGGCGAACUUUGCUCGGACUGGGAACCCCAAUAGUGCCGACCUGACAACAUGGCCGCAGUACGGCGCAGACGAACACUAUAUGGAGAUUAACUUACAGCAGAAAUCGUCCUCCAAACUGAAGGAGGACAAGUUCAAGUUCUGGACGGAGAUCCUUCCAGAGAAAAUCCGGUCCCAGAGAGCGGGAGGAGGAGAUCACGCAGAGCUGUAGAUCCAGACAAAGCAGCUUCCUACACGUGAAGGACAAAACGGAGAGGAGGCCGAGGAGCGUUAUAAUUCAGGAGACACUAAUAAAGUUUACUUUCUGGAAUUCUGAA